AUGGCAAAAUCCAUUAAAAGUGUUCCGUUCACAGAAUUUACGGAUCCCCAAAGCCAACUUGUAACUUCUGAAAACCAUAAUGCUUUCGAUCUUUACUGUGCUCAGGGUUGUGCUCUUAUUUUGCGUGCAAAUCUUGGAAAAUGGGUUGAAAGACCAAAAAAUAAGUUAAAAAUACCUGAUGGAAAAGAAUCCGACUCGGACAAUUCAUCUGAUGAUGAUUCUUCUAAUCAAGGAUUUUGGGCUUUGAAUGAUGUAAUGGCAUUCGAAAAUAUUGAUGUGACGAACACCAUAGUUACGGGGAUAAAAUAUUUAUGUUGUCCUGGUUGUGAUUUAGCCCCGUUAGGAUAUCAUGAUACUAAUACGAAAAAUGAAUUUUUAAUUGCUGUGGAUCGUGUCAGUUAUUUUCGCGAGUAA
Funneliformis geosporum is the source of this 414-nucleotide messenger RNA. Lineage: Eukaryota; Fungi; Glomeromycota; Glomeromycetes; Glomerales; Glomeraceae. The record is from the annotation of a GenBank genome assembly.